Camponotus floridanus (Florida carpenter ant) is the source of this 1567-nucleotide messenger RNA. It is a transcript of the gene BORCS5, whose product is annotated as BLOC-1-related complex subunit 5. The coding region runs from base 575 to 1396 and encodes 273 amino acids. The record is from RefSeq and is a predicted model, not a curated record. Gene Ontology annotation, cellular component: BORC complex; synaptic vesicle membrane; cytoplasmic side of lysosomal membrane. Gene Ontology annotation, biological process: organelle transport along microtubule; lysosome localization; positive regulation of anterograde synaptic vesicle transport. The transcript has 2 exons. Lineage: Eukaryota; Metazoa; Arthropoda; Insecta; Hymenoptera; Formicidae.
AAAAAAAAUAAAAAUACUAAACGGCGUAAAAACAUAAUGGUAAAAUAAGAUAAUGGAUAUUCCCUAUGUUAUACAUAAUAAUGUGCAUAACUUUUGCAUAACCUUCUAGUGUAACAAAUCUUGCGCUAGAUAACAGUUUAUAAAAUUGAAAAAAAUAUCCUAAACAAAAUAAAAUCUUACUUGUGCGACACAAUUACGACAUAUUAUAAUACGAUAUAAACAGUAAAAAUAUCCACCAAACAUUUCAUAAAAAUUGCAAAAAUAGUGAAAGUAUAUUGUGCAAUAUAUGAAAUAUAUCGAAUAUAUAUAUACUUUACUGUGGUGGUUGUGAAAUAUGACUUCAUAUAACUUCUAGUUCUCAUAGCUUGUCAGAGAGAUUUACAAUGUGUGAAAUUUGUGAUUCAGAUCACAAUUUGUGAAAUUCAUUAUAUGCUUAUAUGCUCAAUGCCUCACGAAGAUAAUUAAGGAAUAUUAAAUAAAUCGUGAAAUAUAUUAAAUACAUUGUGUGUGAAGUAAUUUUCUAAUAUAGUCGCUGUUAAUCUUUCCAUUUUGAUAAAUUGCAAGAAACAUUAAAAUGGGAUCCGAACAAAGCUCUCAAAGUGGUAAUCAAGGUAAUAAUAGUGGAAGAGCGAGGACUAGUCAGCUUAGACGAGGCAAAAGUGUUCCAAAUCGCGAAAGAAUGCCAGAAGAUACCCCACCGAGAUGCACCAGUCCUGGUGCCAGUAUUUGUUCCGAUUCCGACCUUCCGUAUAUUUCUUAUACCGUGAAUCGACCUAUCGGAGAUUCGCCAAAGAUGACUAACAAGCAGUCACAACUUUAUAGAGGAAAGAGUAUCGGAGCUGGGGAGAUUUCGAGGCGAAAAAAUAGCUUAGGCACCAUGAAUCACAGACACACAAAGAUUAAUACAUCGGACAAUAAAAUUCAUAACAUUGUGGUGGUGAAGCCAGCUCAAGCAGAUCCUACAGCAGAUAAAGAUCCUGAUUUAGUGAAACUGCAGAGUAUUCCAAUGUUCCUGCCAAUUAUGCGCGGUACGUUAAAUCUACCACCAGGUGUGCGCGAUCCAGAAGUUCUAGAAAGACUUGAUCCCGUUGGCCUAUUUAACUUAUGCGCGCGUUAUCAACAUCAUCUUAAUACAAAUGCGCAGACAAUAGCUAUGGAACAAGUCAGUCUAUGCACAAAUGUAGAAGCAGAGUUUGCUAAGGCGCUCAAUUUUGCUGUUGAUCGGCAGAAAAAGUUUGCCAGAUUCGCCGAGCAAUUGAAUAAGGUACACGAACUCAGUCGCCAGCUCACCAGAUGCCAUUCGCUUCUUAAUCAAACUCUCGAGAGCCUCGAGACGCUCAAUAAUCUGUUGCCAAUAGAAGAGAGACUCGAACCUUUUGUCUGGACCACGGGUUAAAUCGGAUUCAAAUGUUGCAAUUGAAAAUUAUUAUUGCUUAUAUUUUCUUAGCAAAGAAAAUUCUAUCGAUAAUCCUCAUAAUCUUCUAACUUCAUAAAAUUACAAAUUACAUUAUAAGAAUUUUAACAUCCAAUCUCUACAUGCAAUGGACAGAAAAAUAAGAAAACCAAA